Molecule: messenger RNA, 6217 nt
Organism: Hypanus sabinus (Atlantic stingray)
Lineage: Eukaryota; Metazoa; Chordata; Chondrichthyes; Myliobatiformes; Dasyatidae
Gene: tp53bp1
Product: tumor protein p53 binding protein, 1
Exons: 28
Coding region: 127-6060 (1977 amino acids)
Biological process (GO): DNA damage checkpoint signaling; positive regulation of transcription by RNA polymerase II
Cellular component (GO): nucleus
Molecular function (GO): histone binding
Source: RefSeq, a predicted model, not a curated record
GGAAGGGCGGGCUGGCCGGCUGGAUACAGUGUGCCUCGAGUGUAACAAUUCUGUGGGAGCAGGGAAUCCUGGAGCGCGGUCCCGAGCCUCGAGCGGGGGAUCCCUGGUCCGGGCACAGUACAUCACAUGGACCCUAACGGAACACAGCUGGAGGCAGACUUCUCCCAGCAGGACACCCCGUGCUUGAUCGUGGAGGACUCCCAGCCGGAGAGCGUGCUGGCGGAGGAUGACCCGGAGCGGAGUUACCGGUGCCUGCAGGCCAGGUGCCUGUCGAAUCUGCAGGCACCCACUCCGAGCCCUGUCCUGGAGCUGCUAACUGGCCAGUCGGCACCCAAGGUCUCAACUGGAGGCAAUGAGGAGCAGUCGGGACAGAGAGAGCCGCACAUCAAGGUCGUGAGCACCGUGGAAACGGUGACGGGUCACAGGUCGGACGAGCGCUCCACUCCCUCGUCUGAAGAUCAGCCGCGACCAAAUGGACAGUCCAGCACCCUGGACACCUGCAGAAACCCACAUGAGGGAAAAGGUGACGUCACAGAUCUCACGACCAACUCUGUCAUUGCUGAAGAGUCUUCUCAGGCUGGCCUGGGUCUGCUGGAAUUGUCUGAGAGUCAGGAGAUCGAUCCCGAAGCCAGUACCACCGAGGGAGGCGGACACGAGCCUGUGCCGGAGGAGGUGAACGUAGACUCGGACUCUCCCAGGAAGGAGCCAGGACCUGUUGACGACACUGGAGCUGCCUCCCAUCUCCCGGUGGUAGCCGGGCCCGUGGCUGGACAAACCCCUGAGAGGUCGGAGGUCACAUCCAGUGUCCCCGCCCCCCUGUGGCAGGAGAAGCUGGGAGCUGGGAAGGAGGUGGUAGUCCAGUUUGUGGUGCCUCGUGGACUCCCAGUCGAGAAGAGUGCCCCUCACCCUGAUCCUGAAAAUCUCCAGAUCGUCUCCACACAAGAGGACGUGCUUGUGACGACUCAACCGGGUCCCAGCGCAGAAGCACCCGUGGGAAAGCAGUGUGUCUUGGCUGUUGGAGUUGACCGCCUCCAGGUUCUCCACCUCUCUGGGCACCAGACGCUGGCACAGGAGAGCCUCUCAGAAAGCUCUGUCAACGUUGUUGACCCUUCGCAGGAGUCGUUUGGGCCGACCCCCAUGAUUGUCCCCAGCAGCCCCACGGAGCAGGGUGAAGAGGAGCCAAUGGACACUUCUGCACCCCUUGCCGAUGUCGAUGAGCCAGGAAAGCCGCCGUGUGAGGGAGAGGAGCUGAUGGAAAUGGACCAGCCUGAGCCAGCUUCUCCUCGGCCGCAGGCAUCCACCCCAGUGUUGGCCUCAGCCCCCGCAUUCACCCCCAGCCAGCUGGUUCCUGUGCCAACACUGCCCAAUCUAUCUCAAGAUUUUUUUAUGCCCACUCCAAGUCUGACAGAAAACGUUAACAGCAGCAGAGGGGUUAAAUCCACCCGAGCUCAGGCAGAGUGUCAGGCGAAGGCACCGGUGCAAGAGGAGGGAGAUGUGCGAUCGGACAACAGAUCAGUAGUGAAGGAGCCUGAGGCUUUGGGUGCCAGGAAGAUGGUUGAGGGAUCGGGGGAGCCAUUUGAGCUGAGGCUGUCCACCAGCCAGUGGACACAGCCGAUGGAAACGGACGAAGGUGCCAAUCUGGAGGACAGCGAGGCUACGCAGGUUGAGGAGGGGAUUACCACAGAAAUCGUUGUGGUAGGUCAGUUGGAGGAAACCCAGAAUCUUCACCUGCGGUGGACUGGAGAAAGCCAAGCAACCUCGUCCCAUGUUCCUGACGGACAUACCCUUGAAGAACCUGGCACCGAACCCAGAGAGAAAGCUGAAAUGAAGGAGCUGAGAACCGGUGGAGCGUCCGAGAGGUCGGAGGGGUCUCAGCCACCGCCGGCGCCUCAGUCUCAAGGCGUGGCGGUCCACCCUUCCCUGGAGGGGGCAGACUUGCCCAGGGACACAUUAAUAGCAAAAGCAGCGAUUGUCAGCAAGAGGCCAGUGGAUGAGGGAGAGGAAGGGUCUGUGUCACAAGGUGAGAAACAGGGAUGUCUGGGUCCUGUUGACCACAACAUUGAAGAGGGGACUGAUGGAGGGAUCCUUCAGGCGUCCCAAAGCCAAGUGGACUCUGGAACAAUUGACAAGGAGGGCGAACCCAUGGAGCAGGACACUUGUGACUCAGUUAACGUCCUGUCCAGAGGAAGCUCACAUCCACACGGUUUGGAAAGGUCGCAGCCUCCAACUGCAGGUAAUGAAAGGAGGGAACGCUCCGAGGAGGACAACUGCGUGGGAAGCCACGUUGCCCUAGGCAUCAAUCCGAACGAGGACAAGGAACAGAGCAGUGGGUCCCACCAGGUCUUGGAGCCCUCGCAGGGGAGCUGCCCGAUGCCUCCGGGGCAGCAGCAAGGCGUCCCAGGCGGCUGCCGGUCCUCGGGUGCAGGAGGCGCAGAGGCAGCGGGCCCCGGGAGGGACAUCCGAGUGGAGCUGGUGGUGAAGGUGCACGCCGAUGAUCCGGGCAGCCAGAGUGCAGAGAGCCCCCGACAAGAGCCGAGGGACGCGGAGACUUGGAACCACCGGAAGGCCGUGGAGGGACUGCCUCGGCCCAGUGGUGUCGAGCCUUCGACUGGGAGCCUGAAGGAGGAGAGUGAGGGGGAGCUGGCCGGGCGAGCGCACAAGCAGGGAGCUGAAGAGAACCGGUCGGUGAAGAGCCCGCUGGACAGCUCUGGUGAAAUUCCAUUCCACUUCACGCUCCCGAAGGAAGGUGACAUCAUCCGGCCCGUUAGUGGCGCCACCCCACCUCUCGUCAGCAAGUUGAAGCCCGGUCCUCGGCACAGCACUCCCAUCGAGCUUGCAGUGCGUUGCAUGGAAACCAGCGAUGCCACGCCAGGGGACACCAUGGCAGCCGGCGACGUGAUGGUGGAUGUGAGCCAGCAGGCCUCCCCGAGUCAGGAGUCUCUCUCCGUCUCGGCGACCAACAGCAAGCUGUGCCUGCGGAUGAGGAUGGAGACCCCCGUCGCAGAGGAGGGAGACCACUCGGAACUCUUUAGUCUAGAAAAGCCCGUGUUGUCCAGAGAAUCAACGUCUGCUGCUGGUGUGGUUGCCAGUGUUGUGAAGAGCCAGUCGGUGUUCAGUCGCGUGUGUGAGGCGAGGCGAGAGACGGAGGCGAGAGCACAGGAGGAGUCCACUGCACCCUUCCGUGCGACGUACAGCCUCCCGGACACCGAGGAGGAAUGCGACGAUCUGAGCCAGGGGCACGCGGCCUGGCAGACGAGGCGACGCUCCCAGUGCCGGGUCCUGGACACCCAGAGCCCUCCGGACGGCGGGGAAGGGGGCGAGGUCCGGGAAACCCCUGAGGAGUCCAUGCCAGAUCCCAGCGCUGGCAAGCCGAUGGGUAGGAGCCCGGAGGAGAGCGAGGAGGAGGUAAUGGAAUUUGUCAGCAGCAGCCAGGAGCUGGAGGCAGUGAAGGUGAGGGGAGGGGAGACUCCCGAGGCCAGGACUCUUCCGGCUGCGUUCAAGGAUGAUGGGAUAGAGAUGUCGGAUGUCACGGCGCCAGUGGAUGCCAGCGCAAGCGGGCAGGCUGUGUCUGGGGACGGGCGCCCCUGCAGUCCCCUGGAUCUCACGGUCAUGCACACCGGCACCCAGACCAGCAUCGCCAUCAGCAGCCCUUCCCAGGAGGGCUGCAGGAAGCUCCUCUCCUGUGACGCCAUGGUGCAGACGGAGGAGACGCCCGGGAAGCCCACCAUGCGGUCGAGAAGCACGUCCUACCACGUGAAGCAGGGAGCAGAUGAUCAAAGCACUGAAUCGCUUCCCAGUCAGGAGGAGGACGAUUUUGAGCUGCCAGCCCCUCCGGCCGGUUGUCACCUGCGCAGGCACGUCCGGACGAUCAGGGAGGUGCGGACAGUGAUAACCCGGGUCAUCACGGAUAUCAUGUAUGUGAACGGGCAGGAGGUGGACCGGAAGGUGAUGGAGGAGAGCGAGGAGCCGGUGCUGGAAAGUCGGGAGUACGAGAACGAGGGCUCCCCAUCCCAGGCCACCGGCUCCCUGACCUCGGGAGACCUGGCUGACAUCAGCUCCUUCUCCUCGAAAGCCUCCAGCUUGCUGCGGGCUUCCAGCGGGGCGAGCAGCGGUCUCUCGCUGGCACACAGCAGCAGCAGCGGCGGAGGGGCCGCGGGCCACACGGUGCACGAGAGGGGCAGGGGCAGCAGCGUCCCGCGAGGCAAGAUUGGAGGGACCGACUCCCGGGAGUUCGUUGUGCCUGUGGGCAGAGGUUCACCGAGCAAGCUGAGCCCGCGGAGGGUCGGAGCCCACAACUGGUCACCGAAGCACCUGUUGUCCGGUGUGGUGGAGAGCGACGAAGCUUCUGUGAACACCAGACCCGCCCCACGGAGCCCGGCUCCCCGGGGCCGAGGAAAGAGGGGGCGGCCCCCCAUCCGCUCCACGGUCAGCAGGGAGAUGAUGCACACUCUGCACCGUGCGCGAGGAGAGGACACCUCCAGCGCCACGUCCUCGGAGGAGCAGUGCAUCCCCAUCGCCGCCCAGCCCCCUGACAAGGCAGCAGCGUCUUCACUGCCCCGCUCGGGCUCGCCCGAGAUCCCUCCCCUGCAAAACCUGUCCCCCGCUGACCCCAAACUGCCCUCCUCCCAGAGCAGCAGCUUUGUGGGGCUGCGCGUGGUGGCCAAAUGGUCGUCCAAUGGCUACUUCUACUCGGGGACCAUCACCCGCGACUCGGGGGACGGCAGGUACAAGGUGCUCUUCGACGACGGCUACGAGUGCGAGGUGCCAGGCAAGGACAUCCUGCUGUGCGACCCCAUCCCCGUGGAGACCGAGGUGACUGCCCUGUCCGACGACGAAUACUUCAGUGCUGGUAUCGUGAGGGCCCACCGGAAGGAGCCUGACGAGUUCUUCUACUGCAUCGAGAAGGAGGGCGUGCAGAAGUGGUACAAGCGCAUGGCGGUCAUCCUCUCGCUGGAACAGGGCAACCGCUUACGGGAGCAGUUUGGCCUCGACCCCUGCGAGCCCAGCACGCCACUGGCCAUGGCAGCUGACAUCAGCUUGGAUAACCUGGUGGAGGGGAAGCGAAAGCGGCGGAGUAACGCUGGGGCCAGCACCCCGACGAGGAAGCAGGCGGAGAGCCCGAGGGCCCCACCCCUCACGGGCAAGAGAAAGCUCCUCAGUUCAGACGAAGAGCGGUCGCCAGCAAAGCGCGGACGCAAGCCAGGCUCCGGGAAAUCCGGGAGCGCGAAGCCAAGCAUCUUUGCAAGCCCCUCUGAGGGGGACACGUCCGGCGGGUCGGGCCCAUCUGUGGAAGCCCAGCACGGACCCCUGCCGAAGAGCCCCACCCUCUUCGUGGGGUAUGCCUUCAUCCUCACCGCAGCCACUGAAUCUGACCGACAGACAAAUAAGCCCCCCCACCGUGACGGGACGCUCAGCAGUGAGGAGGAGGAAGAGUACGUGGAGACCGCAGCCUACAAUAAGCAGUACACAGAGUCCCAGCUUCGAGCUGGCGGAGGAUACAUCCUUCAGGAUUUCAAUGAAGCCCAGUGCAAAGCUGCCUAUCAGUGCGUGCUGAUCGCCGACCAGCACUGUCGGACAAAGAAAUACUUGCUGUGUAUCGCCAGCGGAGUUCCCUGCGUGUCCAACCUGUGGGUGCGCGACAGCUGCCUCUCGAACCAGCUGCAGCCGUACCAGAACUACAUGCUUCCUGCUGGGUACAGUGUCGAGGCAGACCGCAUCCUGGAGUGGCACCCUCGCACCACCCCGUUCAAGAACAUGAAGAUGCUGCUGGUGUCGGAUCAGCAGGAGAACUUCCUCAGCCUGUGGCCGGAGAUCCUGAUGAUGGGAGGGGCGACGUCAGUCCGACAGCACAAUCCCACCACUCACGGCAAGGAUGUCCCUCUGGGGCUCUUCGACAUCGUGGUGACUGACCUCUCCUGCCCCCUGUCGCUGCUCAAGUGUGCAGAGUCGCUGUCCGUGCCGGUGGUCUCGCAGGAGUGGGUAAUCCAGAGCCUGGUGACUGGUCAGAGGGUCAGUCAGCACAGCCACCCCACGUACAAACACACUUACAAGCCCAGCUAAAAGGAGGCCCCUCCACCCAUCGCUCCCCCAACAGCCGAUCUGUUGUGCCGCUGUUUUACAUUUUCAAAGCUUUUAUCUGUCUGUGUUUGUAACUGCAUGUAUGAAAUGUACAUAGUUUUAUUGGUUUCAUUUUUAUUAAAAAAACAACAGAAUAAAC